AGUUGCUGCCAAAGAGUGGUGGGUGGACAGACAGCAGGGCUUGGGCAGAUUAGUGGCCACUUAUUUCUUCAUUACCGGCUGAGACAGUGCCAGGCAGCUGCCAGUGACACGGAUCCGACUUCUAAUCCGGGCAUGGAGCUGUCCCUCCUGCCCCUCGCUAUACGGGAACGUCUAAGGAACCAGCAGCCUGUGGGGAGGCAGUGAGAGUCCAAGGCAGGUCACGCGCAGCGACAGAAGCAGCACGACAGAAGCAAAAGAGAAGCACAACAGAAGCACAACAGAAGCAGAAGAGAAGCAGAAGAGAAGCCGAGGGGGCUGGCAGAGGAGACAGUGGGGGAAAUAGUAGCUGACAGAGUAAUAAGCCUGGAGAUUUGCAACGAUCUGAGCUGCUGCUUCUCUGCCUAUUGAUUCUCUGCCUUCUUCUGAAUGCCAUGGGGAACAGCCUGUCCAGCAGCAUCCCUUCCUUUCCCAGGGGAAGACACACCAGGAUGCACAGGGGACACCACCAGCAGCACCACCAUCACCACCACCACCCCAAAGAUUCUAUAGGUGGGACAUUUCCAUCCUCCUCCCAUCGAUGUCAUCACAAGCAGAAACAUUGCAUGCCAAUGGCACAAUGUGGGGGCCUAGUCAUCACUCCUCUCCUUUUCCACCCGCAUGCCAAGGGAUCGCAGAUCAUCAUGGACACUUCUCAAAAGACAGUGAAGAGGCAGGCCAGUUUUUGUAAUGCCAUCACCUUCAGUAACAGGCCUGUCGUCAUCCAUGAGCAAGUCAGGCUUAAGAUCACUAAGAAGCAAUGUUGCUGGAGUGGAGCACUGAGACUUGGUUUCACCUCCAAGGAUCCAUCAAGGAUCAACCCGGAUACCUUACCAAAGUACGCUUGUCCUGACCUGGUUUCCCAGAGUGGAUUCUGGGCUAAGGCAUUGCCAGAAGAGUUUGCAAAUGAAGGGAACAUCAUAGCCUUCUGGGUAGAUAAAAAGGGCAGAGUAUUUUACCGAGUUAAUGACUCUGGAUCAAUGUUGUUCUUCAGUGGUGUACGGAUCACGGAACCUCUCUGGGCACUGAUUGAUGUUUAUGGGCUGACUCGUGGAGUGGAAUUGUUAGAUAGUGAAAUCAUCCCUCCAGACUGCUCACGGCCCCGAUCAUUCACUUCUAUCCCAAGGCCAUCCCUACGGAGAGAGACUGAAGGCACCCGCUUGUCUGUCAGUUUGUGUGACUUGAAUUUGCAGGAAGAAAACUAUCAAACCAUUUCAACGAUGUGUCCUAUUCCUCAAAACUCUCUGAACUCUCAGCAUUCCAACUUGCUCCCAUCACAGUUGGAAAGUGAUCUCCGGUUCCAUCAGCUCCGAGGAGCCCAUAUCAAGACUUUAGAUGAUCAAACAGUCGCAAGGCUGGAACAUGCUCGGGAAGAGAGAACUUUGGUAUUCACCAACAGACCCCUUAGAAUCAAUGAAACAAUCUUUGUCAAAAUCAACAAAUCCAAUUCUUCAAGGUCAGGAACAUUAUCCUAUGGAGUGACGUCUUGUGACCCCAGCACACUGAGACCUAGUGACCUUCCAUAUAAUCCAGAGUCACUGGUUGAUCGGAAAGAGUUCUGGGCUGUGUGUAGAGUACUGGUACCCCUCCACAGUGGAGAUAUUUUAGGGUUUGUAAUCAAUGCAGAAGGUGAACUACAUCUGAGCCACAAUGGUACUAGCACUGGCAUGCAAGUGUGUGUGGACUGCUCUCAGCCCCUUUGGAUGUUCUUUGGUCUACAUGGAGCCAUCAUGCAAAUCCGCAUUUUGGGUUCCACUGUCUCAAUUGAUCAUCAAGAACCAUCGGCUCCAAGCUCUCCCACUUCAGCUCCGAACAGCCCCAGUGCUCCAUGCAGCUCCAUUUCUGAUCCCAUCCUGAACUCAUUUGUAUCUGCACCUCUGGGCAGCUUCAUAAACAUUACAGCACCAAACUCUCCGGUGAGCAUGCCCGAGUCCCCCGUUUCCCCAUCGCUCUCAGGGUCCUGGAGUGACGAGUGUACUAUUUGCUAUGAGAACUUGGUGGACACUGUUAUCUACUCCUGUGGGCACAUGUGCUUGUGUUACACCUGCGGCCUGAAGCUCAAGAAGAUGAACAAUGCAUGCUGCCCUAUCUGUAGGCGUCUCAUCAAAGACAUUAUUAAAACAUAUCGGAGCAGUUAAAGCUGAGCUCUCAGAAUGGGAAAAGGAACCCUCUUUUUCUGCUGAAAAUAUUUUUCUGUCCAGUGGUACUCAACAAUCUUCUUAGGAUCCUUCGAGGAAGUUAGAGGUGCUUAGAUUUAGAGUCCGUGUGUUUCAGCUCUAAAGUCAGUGAUUCUGGAUAACAAGAUAUCAGGGAAGCAUAUUCUUGUGGUCAUUUAAUAUUCUUUUAAAUGUAAAGGAAAUUCCAUAAACAUCUCCUUGAGAAACUUCUUCUGUGGCUGUCCCCAUUCAGUUCCGACAUGAAGAAGAACGUUGGGUUGACCUUGGUGUUCAGGUCCACCCACAAGCUUGACUGUAGCAAUUAAAGCAAUAUUACCACUGCUAAUACCUGUACAAAAAGCUUUAUUGAGAGGUGAAAAAGAAGGUGGAAAUAGUUUGUGCACAUUUCUAAUCCAGCCAAUUUUGUUGUGGUAGAAAUUGACACAUGUCAAUGUGGAUUUGGUGUUGUCUUUAAAGUUGAGAUAAGAUGCAAGGGGCAGCACGGCUGUCAUAUUAUUCAUGCUGAAUGGUUUUUACUUCCUAAAUGGCCCCCACAAGCUAAUGAUACUCUUUGGGGUUGGGUGAGAUUUUACUGCCACUUAUUUUCACAAUGUGCCGGAGGCCUCCAACAUUAUCCCUUGACUAAAGAAGAGCUACUCUUGUAAUGCAUUAUAUAACUCUUUUUGGACACACUGUAUAAUCUCUAUCAUGGGAUAGUCUGGUUUAAGAAUGCACAGUGGGAGCAUGGACAUUGUGAUAUCAUUAAGGCCGGUAAUGGCUCUUUCAUGUAAAGGAGAGAUAAGUGGUUCUGAUGUUCUCUUAAGAAGCUGAAUAUCAGGCAUUUGGCUUUAAAAUACACUCAUAAUUCAAACUUUUCUACAAAUGAUUUUAUUUCAGUUCAGAAUGAGGUGUAAUAUGUCAUUAUUUUCUUUGUAAAAUGAGCACAUCAUGCUCUGUGCUAUUUGUAAAAAGCACGGAGUCAAUAGAGGCCAGGUCUCCAGAAUAGCCAUGUCACAAAAAGAAACAAUGCACCUCCCUCCUUGACCAAUCGCAGUGGCAUAACUGGACCCACCAGCAAAAAAAUAUUUGGGGCCCCCAAUGGAGGUGACCCUUCCCCCCCCUGCACAUUACUUGCAGUGCAGACUACAUUGUGAUAAGUCACAGCACAGGCACUGCAGGAUUAAGGGUAGAAGUCAAAAUUGGAGAGGCACAGGCCCUUCUUUCUUGGUAGGAAGAGUCCCAAAAGAAAAGAGAGUAAAAUAGCACUGUCUAGUGGUCCUUUUCUGAUCUUGUAAACCUUGAAUAUCCAACAUGACAGCCAGCACUAGGCUCCGUGCUCAAUGCCAGCAGAAUAAAACUUGGCCAUGCCUCCUAUCACUGACUAUAAUGGAAACCCAUCAGACACUGCUGCUACAGGCAGAUAUUUAGAUUUAGGAAGACAAGCAGCACGGCUGGGUUCAUUUGUUUUUACCAAAAAUGGAAAAACACAGAUGGAGGAAUGAUGUAAAAACCUCUGGGUCUUUGCUGAUAUUGAGAAGGCCAAAGAGAACCAGGAGGAUGCGGGAAGCUGUAGUCCAACAACUUUCAGGGUAUACAGAACAUCCAUGUUCUUCAAAACUCUUUCCAUAUUCAGAUAAGUGCUCCAACCACCCAGUGCCCCUUUCAUCCUAACCACUUUUUUUUCCUGUGGGACGUACAACUCAAAUCAAUAAGUCAUGAUUCCUGGAAAGGCCAGUUAUUGCUCUGAGAUAGCUUCAGUGUACGUGUGUGGACAUGAAUGCUGCAUUACUGUGUGUGUGUGUGCGAGUGUAUAACAGAAAUGUGUUGUUUAUACUGAGCCAAUCUUAUUUCAUCCGGUAGAUUGUGAUGUAUUUGUAUAUUAUCUGUAUGUCAGGACCCCAAUCUCCUUGUGACCCUCCCCAUUUUCCUCGUGCAGAUCUACCAUGUUUUUUAGCAGAUGGACCAUGUGGGUAACUGUACCACUAGAGUGUGCAAUUAUUAUGUCAGUGAACCAUAAAUCUAUAAAUGUAAUUUAUAUCUGUCCUGCUGGUUAAUUUUAAUUUUAUUUGCUAUCUGCCCUAUUUAUGGGGGAAAAGCAGGUAGCACUUAUGCAGCACUGGGGUCCCAGGUUUGGUACCAACUUGAUCACAUUCUGUAAUGAGGGUAUCCAUGUGGGUUUUUUCUCUGGAUAACAGGGGCUUCAUUUCCAAAACCAUACAGGCAGGUUUAUUGGCUCCUGAGAAAACUCACCAUAGUGUGAUAGGGAAUUUAGCGACACUCAGGGCAGGAAAUGUGUUGGCACCUCAAAAUAGUUGCUGGAAAAUGCCAUUCUGUUUCAUUGGCCCAAGCCACAAUCAGAAAAUAAAAAACAGAAAAACUCCCCUUUCUGCCUGUCAACGCUCACAAUGAUAAGGGCUAUAACAGCCGUCUCCUCAUGCCAAAAAGUGCGCAGCUCCACCUGUCACCACUCCGUGUGCAUCAGCAGUAUGUUUGUCAAAGAAAGGCAAUGUGUUGUAUGGAGAGCUGCUCUUUGUUGAUGUCCUGACCUGACCCAGCAUGAAACUUGUUUUCAAUUAACUGUACCCCGGGGGAACCUCCCUGCUGGUACUCUAAUGACCUGACCAGUAACGUUUGAUGCCACUGCUAUUAAAGGACUAGUUUAGCUUCCAAAAACUUUUUUUCAGUUUAAUUCUUUUCAGAUAAUAGACCAGAAAUAGUGUUUUUUUUUUUUUUACCAAUCCUCUGUUUUGAAAUGAAUUUGCUUAAUUUUCCACUAUCUGGCUUUUCCUAGCACAGCUCCAUAACCCAGGCUCCCCACCCUCUAAACGGCUACAAUAGGCUGAUACAUUUCUCUGGAGGAAGGUCAGCAACUAAUGUAUCAGUUGUAGCACCAGACGCUAGUGGAGCACGUGGAGCACAUGGAGCAUGCUCAGAAGCUGCUGCUGUUAAAUGUUACAAGAGUUGCUCCUGGGAAACACAAGAGAGUCGGAAAUGAAACUUCAUCCAAAACACAAUAACCCCUAACAACCAACAGCAGCUGAUUUUAUAUAAUGAAAGUGCCCAGACUGACUGUCUGCCAUGACAACUCCCCCUUAUUCUAUUUAGGCCAGAAUUCCAGCACUGCAAGAUAUCGAUCAGGUUUUUAUAAGCAUUUAUGAAACUCCUGCCGCCGGGAGGAAAAUCAUUCCAUUUCUGACCAUUUUUUCACCCAGUGUUUGGCAAAUAUAAUUGAAGAGCUUUUCUGACCUUUUACACAUUUCUUGUUGUUUGUUUUGAAUAUUGAGGCCUAAAAGUCCUUGGAAAAGACUCUGUUUAUGAGAGUUGUGUUAAACAGCACCAUCAGUUACAAUGCGGCUCCUUGGCAUAUGUGACAAAGUACAAAAAGGAAAAAAAUAGAUUUUUGGCUGUGAUUAGUGUGAGAGGCUUAGGAAAUUGACUUCAGAUGGUAACAGGAAUGGAACUAGAAGCUAAAGGUGCUGGUGCAGUUUUCUCUAGGGCCCCCAAAUAACCUUGUCCUUUAGCAACCUAUCUUUUUUUUAUCAGAACCCGUAUAUCCCCCCACUAUUCCUCAAUAACAGUUUGUGGGUGGUCAUUCUUGGAACUUUGACUGAAUGGUUGAUGCACCAAUAUUUUACUCUAUACCUGUAUAUUCCCAUUUCAUGAGCUAAUGGCAAAAGUUUGGACCUUCCAGGAAGACCAUGGCUAUAGGGUUGGACCUGCAAGAAGGGCCCUGGUCAAAGGCUGGACCUUCAAUUGGGGCUUGAACUGUAAAAAAUGACAAUCACUGCCCUAGUUUAUGGGAAAAAGCCUUCGGUGAGAUGAGUGAUGUUGGAAUGCCCCACCAAUAUAUGUAAAUGUAAAAGAUGGAAGAUCCUGUGCACACAAUGCACAAUGAAAUAUUUACCCUUUAAUAAUCAUUGUGAGUUUGCUAGGAGUUGUUGCCUGCAAAUCACAGUGAAAAAAGAAAGAAAUGAAUUCAAGUCUUUGGGCACAAGUCUCACAGUGAAAAAAAGAAAGAAAUGAAUUCAAGUCUUGGGGCCGUCCAAUGAGAAUUACCAUUAUAAACAUGGUUUGUGUCUCCUACCACAUCUGAUAUCCGGUGUUUGUUGCUUGGAUGGGUAACGAGCCAUUUGUAACUGCAUCAUUAUUAGCAUUGUUGCUUUCUCACAUCUGGUUUUACUUGAACAUGGCGAUUCCAAUUAUCCAGUUUAGGGAAAUGCUCGGGAAACAAACAAAUGGCUCCGUUAAAAUGGUAUCGCACUGCCCAACACAAAUACAGCUUGUGCCUCUCUUGCCAAGCCCAUGUUUAUUUUCAUAGGGUGAUGCAUAGAAGAUUUUAGUUCAAUGAACGUGCCACAUGGUAAUGGUAAUCUGUAGAACCCAACGGCACAAAUUGUUCUCAUGUUCUCAUGAGCUGCUGAUGAGAAACAUGAGGCCAAUGAUUAGACCCAGGCCAGGACCCUCAGUGCUCCUGGUUAUGUCAGGAUUUUGAUUGGUCGUUUCAAUUCCAUAUCAAUGCAAUGGUCAUUUUCUGUAAAUACAGUCCUAUCUUGUUUCUAGCCGUGGACCAAUCUUUAGGCGUUAUCCAGUGGUGCGGUCUCUUUUUAGCGUGUGGACUGGAGACCCUUUUUCGUGGUGUAUCCUUUCUAGUGCAGAUUAUAGCCAUAAACAAGGAUUCUUGUUCCUCAUUCUAUUUCCUUUGAAUGCGUGUCCAUUAAUGUUUUGUUUUUUUUCUUCUUUUGGUUCUGCCUAUUUAUUACUAUGAUGUGGUUUUAUUUGGAAGUUCUAUGACAUUGUAAGGAUCUAGAUGAAAAAAUGUGAAUGUGAAUAAAAAGCCUUUCAACAAUC
Xenopus laevis (African clawed frog) is the source of this 7040-nucleotide messenger RNA. It is a transcript of the gene neurl1.S, whose product is annotated as neuralized E3 ubiquitin protein ligase 1 S homeolog. The record is from RefSeq and is a predicted model, not a curated record. Gene Ontology annotation, molecular function: ubiquitin protein ligase activity. Bases 432 to 2174 code for a protein of 580 amino acids. Gene Ontology annotation, cellular component: perikaryon; plasma membrane; perinuclear region of cytoplasm. Lineage: Eukaryota; Metazoa; Chordata; Amphibia; Anura; Pipidae. Gene Ontology annotation, biological process: animal gross anatomical part developmental process; negative regulation of Notch signaling pathway; regulation of cell communication. The transcript has 6 exons.